UUCUAAUCGUGCACGCGCCCAGUUCAUGAACGUCAAGAUGGCUGCCCACACUGCUGUGCUGUCGAUGUCCAAAAUCUUUAAUCCCUUCUGGGGUGGACGCCUUGGAAAUACGGUCAAAGUAUUUGGAACAUCUCUGACAAAUCACAGGAAUAAGACCGGAAAUAGUAGAGACGACAUUCCCCCUCCUGCAAAGUAUGGAGGCAGACACACGGUGACCCUCAUACCUGGAGAUGGAAUCGGUCCAGAGCUGCUCAAUCAUGUCAGAGAGGUUUUCAGGUUCAGCUGUGUCCCGGUGGACUUUGAGGUGGUGCACGUCAACUCUGCUGUGGAGACGGAGGAUGAUAUCAACGACGCCAUCACUGCCAUUCGCCGUAAUGGGGUUGCCCUCAAAGGUAACAUAGAAACCAAACAUACCAUGGCGCCAUCUGUCAAAUCCAGAAAUAAUCUCCUACGCACAAGCUUAGAUCUGUAUGCCAAUGUGAUGCACUGCCAGUCGCUCCCCGGAGUUCAAACUCGCCACAAGAACAUCGACAUCAUGAUCAUCCGGGAGAACACGGAGGGAGAGUACAGCAGUCUGGAGCACGAGAGUGUAUCAGGUGUAGUGGAGAGUCUCAAGAUCAUCACCAGGGUCAACUCCUUGAGGAUUGCCGAAUAUGCCUUCCAACUGGCCAGGGAGAAGGGUCGUAAAAGGGUCACUGCCGUACACAAGGCUAACAUCAUGAAGCUUGGUGAUGGCUUGUUCCUGGAGUGUUGCAGGGAAGUGGCUUCUGGUUACCCGGACAUCACGUUUGACAGCAUGAUUGUGGACAACACCACCAUGCAGCUGGUGUCCAAGCCCCAGCAGUUUGACGUGAUGGUGAUGCCCAAUCUGUACGGCAACGUGGUGAGCAACGUGUGCGCAGGCCUGGUGGGAGGGCCUGGCCUCGUGCCCGGGGCUAACUACGGCCGGGACUAUGCCGUCUUUGAAACGGCCACAAGGAACACAGGGAAGAGUAUUGCGCAGAGGAACAUUGCUAACCCCACUGCCAUGCUGCUAGCCAGCUGCAUGAUGCUGGACCACCUUAAGCUUUAUGACUACGCCACUCUGAUCCGAAAUGCAAUCCUCACUACUAUGAAUGAAACCAGGUUGCACACAGCUGAUAUUGGGGGUCAGGGCACCACGUCAGAUGUGGUCCAGUCCAUCAUGAGGAUCAUCCAUAGUACAGGGCCGCUCACAUCUGCGCUGUAAACACAGACACACACACACACACACACUCAGUGUGAGUUUGAACAGGUUAUCCAUGCAUGUCUGUUGCCAUAGCGCUGGGUCUUUUUACUGACAUCAGAAUGUUUCCUAUUUUUUUGUCGUUCACAAAGCUUACUGAUAACUGUCCAAACAACCUUUUAUCCACAACUGUGUGUUUCACAUAUAGUAAUGACCUUCGCAAGACUUAUUAACAAACGGUUUACCAUUGAUCAAAUGCCAUCAUCACUCCCAUCAGAUGAUAAAUCCUGCUGUAAGGACAUUUCCUGAGUUCAUCAGGUUCAUUCAGUUGAAAAUCUGUAGUCUUACAAAUUGUUAGGAAACAUGAAAAUGACUCUUGCUGUGGCCUGACAGAUGCUGGGGUCAGAAAUAUUUAAAAUAUCCUGAUAUGACCAUGCAUUUUCCACUCAUUAUUUAUUUUCCAAAUUCCGAUGAUGUUACAGCCUUUUUAUUCAACAAAAAAGUGCUAUGUUCAUUUAAUGCCUUUUUUUUUUUUUUGUCAUACUGUAACUUAAAUAUUGGGUUGCCUGUUAUAAAUGUCCUGUGUGUUGACAUCAGUUCAACUGUACUUAAUAAAUGAUGUCGCUAUUUGAUAUACUGCAGAGUUCAUUAAGGAAUGUAAGUUUGGGUCAUCACAAAAAAUACGCUGUUGUCUUUUAGUCUAACUCGGCAAGAGCUCUUAAAGCUGGAUAUGAAGAGACUUAUUUUAUCAUAUCUGUGGGCGGUUAUGUACACUGUAUAACACAAAUAUUAUCAAUAAAGAAAUAAUCUACCAUA
Molecule: messenger RNA, 2020 nt
Organism: Anarrhichthys ocellatus (wolf-eel)
Lineage: Eukaryota; Metazoa; Chordata; Actinopteri; Perciformes; Anarhichadidae
Gene: idh3g
Product: isocitrate dehydrogenase (NAD(+)) 3 non-catalytic subunit gamma
Exons: 13
Coding region: 26-1228 (400 amino acids)
Biological process (GO): isocitrate metabolic process; tricarboxylic acid cycle
Cellular component (GO): mitochondrion
Molecular function (GO): oxidoreductase activity, acting on the CH-OH group of donors, NAD or NADP as acceptor; NAD binding; magnesium ion binding
Source: RefSeq, a predicted model, not a curated record